AUGCCCAUCCCCAUCUCCGGUACCAUCCCACCGCCGCCUCCUCUCCCUGGCACCCGGUUGCUUACCCGCAGCAGCAGCAGCAGAUGUCGACCCAACCAGAUAGAACGCCGCGCAGUCCCGUCUCCUGUUGUCGUCGGCGGCGGCGGCGUCGUCGUCGUUGGCGUGCUGCCUUUCACCCUGCAGCUGUCUUUCACACUGCUGGCGCUGGUCCUGCUGCUGCUUCUUCUUCUUCUCCUUCUCCAGGUCAGCGGCGGCAGCCAGAACCACGCGCGCGACGAGGCCGCGGUCGAGCAGGUCCAGCGCGGGGAGCACCAGGGCCGGGAAGAGCACGUGCAGGGUGGUGAGCAGGUGGCGGUGGGUGGCGGGCACGCGGCGGAGGGGGUUAUCGUUUCGUUCGGUGCUGGUGCUGGUUUCUCGGGGGUAUUCGUUGGUGGUGGUGGUGGUGGCUGCGGUGGUGUUAUUGUUGUUGGGUAGUGGUGGUCCUGGGUGAUGAUGUGGGGUGGGGAGGAGGGGGGUGGACGAGAUGGCGUUGAUGAGCGUGGUUAGGAGGGUUCGUGCGGUGGGGAGGGUGGUGGUCAUUUCUGUUGUUGGGUUGUUGGGUUUCCGGAAAAAGGAAUGUGAUAGAGUUGUACCCGCUUGGUCGGCUUUUGUUUGGUGAUGUAGUUUUAAGGUUGUUGGUUAAGUGAGUGAUAAUGAUGGGUAAAAUACCGAAAGUCAAGUAA
Messenger RNA from Thermothielavioides terrestris NRRL 8126, 722 nucleotides. RefSeq lists its product as uncharacterized. NCBI's taxonomy places the organism in Eukaryota, Fungi, Ascomycota, Sordariomycetes, Sordariales, Chaetomiaceae. The record is from RefSeq and is a predicted model, not a curated record. The transcript has a single exon. Bases 1 to 474 code for a protein of 157 amino acids.